Letharia lupina is the source of this 1620-nucleotide messenger RNA. RefSeq lists its product as uncharacterized. Lineage: Eukaryota; Fungi; Ascomycota; Lecanoromycetes; Lecanorales; Parmeliaceae. The transcript has 4 exons. The record is from RefSeq and is a predicted model, not a curated record. The coding region runs from base 1 to 1620 and encodes 539 amino acids.
AUGGCACCCCUCACCCCAAAUGCCUCCGACGAUUCGCCCAUCGAAUCUUCACCUCCGUCCUCAGAUCACCAUAGAUCCAAGUCUGCAAGCGAGAAACAACGCGACGAGGCUCGACUUACAUUCAAUAAGACCAUUGAGGGGCACUAUCGUCAUGGGAAGACGGGGUACAGACAGGUCGGAGCUCUGUUCUUGACAUGGAAGGACGACGACAUGCAGUGCAGAGAGACAGAAGUGGAUAAAUUAAGGCAGCUGUUCGCCAAGGAAUUCAAUUUCAAGACGGUGUACUUCGAGGUCCCCUCGCAACGCUGGGAGACCGCCCUGCAUAAGGCAGUGGCCGAUUUUUGCUACGAGUACGAUAGUCCUGAAGACCUUGCAAUAGUAUACUAUGGUGGACACGCAUAUGAAGGCAGGGAGACGAAGCAUUUCAAAUUGGCAGCCUGGAACGUUGCCAGUAAUGCUGAAGACACCUGGUUUAAGACUCCGAUGCUGAUCAAUCUAUUUUUCAGGAAAUAUGAUAAUAAGGAUGGAAACGGCGAUCCCACUGCGUUCUUCCCGGACGUUCUUACUUGCUUGCGACUACCUGCAUGCGACCAGCUUCUGAUCCUCGACUGUUGUUUCGCUGCCAAAGCCUUCGCUCGGGAGCAUAUUGGGAAGCGCAAGUUCGAGCUCUUGACCUCAGCCGCUCACGACGCGACGAGUCCAGCACCCAAGUCGGAACACUCAUUCACAAGGACGUUGACUACUGCCUUAAGGUCUCUACUCAAAGAAAAUCCGAAGGGCUUUUGCACAUCACACUUGUACCGCGAGGUGUAUCAUACUAUCUCACCACACCCGGCAACUACCAAGCCGCUUCUCUUUGAUCAAUCGCGCCACAACUUCGGCAAGAUCUGGCUAAUGCCGCAGGUGCUCAGCGAGCGACCACCAAAGACUGAAGAAGAAGGGAGGUUUCUAAAGCUGACGUUCCGUCUGAACGAAAAUCCAGACCUCGCUGUUAUGAAUGAACUUGCCUUGAACCUACAAUUCCUACCUUACGUCGAUCAAAUCAAAUUUGACGACCUCUAUGCUCCUAGGGAACAGAUCACCAACUUCAUGAAAGCGGUCGUCCAGGCUCAAAAACUCAAGCCACUAAUAAAAAAGAUGCAAGCGAGACGCAAGCUCCAGAAGGUUGCAGAAUUGAAGACCGGAGACAACAGGGUCGGGGCAUCUAAAAGUCUUCUAAAGCUGUAUCUCGAGCAGAACAAUCACCCGGUCUAUGACUGGAGUCGUGCGGAACGUGUGCCUGGCCACAAUCCAAAAGACUCCGAAGAGUCUCGAGACAAGAGGAAAAAGACAAGGACGUGGCCGCCAGCUCACGGGAAGUCCUCUAUGAGUGGUUCUUCAUCUGGUGAUACACUCUCGGCCGAGUACAAAGUCGAGGUUCCUGGGACCUUAGUCGCCACAUUUGUCCCUCGACGUGCGAACACAAUGGAUGCUCUAGCGCAUGAGAAGGCGAAUGAAGCAGCGACCGCCGCCUCUACGGACACAGAUCAAGCUCAGGAGAGAGAUGGCCGCAAACGCCAACGAAGCACGUCGCUCGAUCGAGACACUCCACCAGAGAAGAGAGCUCACAAGGUCGACUGA